This is a messenger RNA of Paramecium pentaurelia, 1016 nucleotides long. The record is from the annotation of a GenBank genome assembly. NCBI's taxonomy places the organism in Eukaryota, Ciliophora, Oligohymenophorea, Peniculida, Parameciidae.
AUGAACUUCUCUGAAUCAAAUGAUUUUCAGAAUGAGGACUACAGAUUUGAAGAAGUAGAAGAUUUUAUUGAUUUCGAAGGAUUGGCUUAGAAUGAUGUGAUGAGAUAUGAGGUUGAUUUGGAAAAGUAUGAAUUAUUUUAUAGCCUUUGAUAGUAUAGAUUAAGUGAACAAUAGAAAUUUAAUUGAGGAAAAUUAGAGUGAGUUGUAGAAAAUAUCUUCAACUCUUUGUAUGAGGGAGGAGGCAGAAUCUGAUUAUUCAGAAAAUGAAUCACAAUUUCAAGGGACGUAAGGGAAUUUAGUAUUAUGAUUUAAAGUCAAUCGAGAACAUGUAAUUCUAAGACAUUGUAGAAAUCAAUUAGAAAGAUGAAUAAAAGUAAAGAAGAACCUGUAAAUUUUGAAUGAUUAAUAGUAUUUUUUAGAAAAGAAAGAUUAAGAAAUGGAGUGAGGAGGAGAAUAAACGUUUGGAAGAUUUGUUUCAAAUAUAUAAAGGAGAUUGGGAGAUUAUUGUUAAAUUUUUAGAAGGAAGGACAGUUUCAUAAUGUAAAUAACACUGGUAGCGUUUGAGUGGUGGACAGGAGAAGAAGAAGAAGUGGACAGAAGAAGAGAACCAGAUAAUUUUAUCAUUUACAAAGGACAAUCCAUAAUUUAAUAAUUGGGCUUUGAUUGCUGCAAGUAUGAAAUAUUGAUUAAAGAGAGGAAUGCAGGGUAGAAAUGGGAAACAAAUAAGAGAGCAUUAUAUGAAUUAAUUACGUCCUGGAAUUAAAAAUAAGUAGGGUUGGAAUGAGGAAGAUGACAAGUUGUUACUAAGUUUAUAUUAGAGAUAUGGGAGUAAAUGGUGUUAAAUAAAUAAACAUUUUGAAGGGAGAACAGUAUGAUAUAUGUAGUUAAUGAAGGAAAUAAUGUUAAAGAAUAGAUUCAAUAAAUUGUAAAAGGGUAACAAUUACAUUGACCAUUUUCUUAAUAUAGAUGAUGAACCACAAUAAUAAUAAUAAUCUCAUACAUUCUCUUUUAAUUGA